Necator americanus (New World hookworm) is the source of this 1008-nucleotide messenger RNA. RefSeq lists its product as uncharacterized. NCBI's taxonomy places the organism in Eukaryota, Metazoa, Nematoda, Chromadorea, Rhabditida, Ancylostomatidae. The coding region runs from base 1 to 1008 and encodes 335 amino acids. Gene Ontology annotation, molecular function: protein binding. The transcript has 8 exons. The record is from RefSeq and is a predicted model, not a curated record.
AUGGAGCCAAAUUUUACUCCCGAAAGUCAAUACGAGCCAUUUGAUCGGCCGCAGCAAGGCGCUGAAGUUGCAAAGUGUCCGUUGCACUUUCAUACAGUGUUUACGGAUACUGCCGUUCUUAUGCUGAACGAUCUCCCAUCUCACAUUCUUCUUAGGGUUUAUCAACUGAUAGAGCCUAAGGACCUAAAGACGCUUCGUGUUGUGCAGCGACGCAACUAUGAGUUCAUUACAAAUUAUCGGAACUGCCUACGAAAGACGCCAGUGAUGGUUCGGUUACGAGCAGAAGAGCAUGGAAUCAUCAUCGAUGUCUACAAAGCUCAAUUUUCAUUGGAUAAACCAAGACGAUUCGCGAUAAUUUCUUCCGAAUUGGACGAGUUACGUCGUUUCAAGGAACUCGCUGUGAAGGGUUUGAUCCUGGAAAGUGCACCAGAUGGUGAUGUUCCGGUGUUGUUUCAUGCUGCUUCGGUACUACCGAUAGAUGCAGAAUGUUCAUUGACAUUCAAAUCACUUUGUUUCUCCGAAUCAAACAUCAAACAAGUGUUACAGUUGCUUGCACAAAUUCGAUCGAUACCUUUAUUGAAGCUGAAGGAAUGUGUUUUUCCUGCUGACUGUGUACCAGGUUUCUUUCUGUCCUCACAGAUAGCGUCUCGAUCAUUCCGAAUCGAGGAUGAUCAGUGUUUCAUUAAAGGAAACGAAGAAACAUCGAACGGUGUAGGCGAUAUGCUCCUAUGCCACUUUCUUUCUUCCGAUUGUGAUUCCAUGAGUCUUUCCACUGUUGCUGAGGUGUCAUUUCGUGGAUUGAUCAAUUUCAUUCGGGCGUGGCGUCGCACACCACGACAGUUUUCGCAAGCUUCGUUCGUACGUUCAGAGCGUUUCGACAGUGAAUCGAACUUUGACUACGUUCCAGCUACCAUUUAUCCGUUCUGCAAAUCGGAUCUGGUGCUGCGAGCACAGAUGGAAAGUCGUCACGAAGUACGUCUCGUCACGGAGCGGCUUGGCUCAGAUUAG